Molecule: messenger RNA, 1215 nt
Organism: Lineus longissimus
Lineage: Eukaryota; Metazoa; Nemertea; Pilidiophora; Heteronemertea; Lineidae
Product: superoxide dismutase [Mn], mitochondrial-like
Exons: 5
Coding region: 32-715 (227 amino acids)
Biological process (GO): superoxide metabolic process
Cellular component (GO): mitochondrion
Molecular function (GO): superoxide dismutase activity; metal ion binding
Source: RefSeq, a predicted model, not a curated record
CUUCCGUCUUGUAAAGGACAAUUUUUCCAUAAUGUUGUCUUCAAAAUUCGCUUCAUUUGCAAGGCUGUCCUCAGUGGCAAGCCACCAAACUGCAGCCAUGGCAGCAACUCGUUCGAAGCAUACACUUCCAGAUCUGCCAUAUGAUUACAAUGCCCUGGAGCCUGUCAUAUCUGCUGAGAUCAUGCAGAUUCAUCAUGCUAAACAUCACCAGACGUACGUCAAUAACCUGAACAUCACUGAAGAGAAGAUUGCUGAGGCACAAGCUAAAGGUGAUAUUUCGGCUGUUAUCAGUCUGCAGCCAGCUUUGAAGUUCAACGCUGGUGGCGACAUUAACCACAACAUCUUCUGGCAGAACUUGUCUCCCAGUGGUGGUGGUGAACCUACAGGUGACCUGUUGGAAGCUAUAAAGCGAGAUUUCAGUUCUUUUGAAAAGAUGAAGACGACUAUGUCAGCUACAACAGUUGCUGUCCAAGGCUCUGGUUGGGGCUGGUUGGGUUAUAAUAAAAAUACUGACAGACUACAGGUCGCAGCUACAGCAAACCAGGAUCCUUUACUAGCAACAACAGGUCUAGUUCCCUUAUUUGGUAUUGAUACGUGGGAACAUGCAUACUACCUCCAGUACAAGAACAUGCGACCAGAUUAUGUCAAUGCCAUCUGGAAUAUCGUCAACUGGAAAGAUGUGUCCUCACGGUUCAGCAACGCAAAACUUGACUGAACGGAUGCAAACGAAAAAAAAUUGAAGAAAGUUGCAAGAUUAAGGAUGACUAUGUGCUUUUCAUAUUUGUAACUUCUUAUCUUAUAUUAUGUGAAUAGAAUGAAACGAAAAUGUUUCUGGUAUGAAGGGUGAACGUGAAUCAUGGAAAAGCGUGACUCAAACAAGAACAUUUUUUUUCUUUCGUGUUGCCCCCCGACUGUAUUUUAGGCCCUGUCUAUCAUGUUGUUGGCUAUGCCUCGUGGCCGAGGGAAUCAAAAUGGAAACCGGGCGCAUGCCAUCCUGAGAUACAGGUUUUUGAUAAUCCUACAUCGUUUGAAAGAUGUGGAGUAUAUUUAGAACCACUGAUCACGUCAGGAUGUGUUUCCCUGAGCUUAACCUUCAACAAGUUGAUGUAGUUUUAAUUUGUAUACGAUGUAUAAAAAGCCUCAUUAUAACAUUGUAAUAAUACUUUGUGUUUUUGCUAGUAAAUAAAAGUUUCAUUUUCAGUAUUGUCCAAAGAA